Molecule: messenger RNA, 2073 nt
Organism: Miscanthus lutarioriparius
Lineage: Eukaryota; Viridiplantae; Streptophyta; Magnoliopsida; Poales; Poaceae
Source: the annotation of a GenBank genome assembly
AUGGAGGACAAUGCGUCCGGACGCGAGCAUGGACGUCGUGACGUCAGGGCGCUUAGCUUUGCUGGUGAAAUAGCGCUCAGUCUGAGAAACAUUGCAAAUACUAUUUUUAUGAGAAACAACAAUGAGUUUACCACCGUUUGUCAAUUGUCCCCAUCUUUCAGCGCGGUCGGGCUGCCACUGCCCGCUGGCCGCCCGCCGCCGCCGCUAUGCAGGGGCGGAUAUGGGCUCGCGGGAACAGCAUAUGAAUGCCAUGUAGAAGAGUUUCUGUCAGCAUUCAACUGCAAACGGCUUAAUCGAUCUUGGCCCUCCAAAGGUACCAUCAGACAUCUCAAUGAGAUGCUAGCACCGAACACGCAUGCGCACCACCACCACCUGCGUCAACUUCUAGCCGUCCUCCUCCGCCGCGGCCACCCCAUUCCCCCACCCCCGGCGACCCACCCAGACCCUGAUCGGGCCUACCUCGCCACCAUCCGUGCAGCUGUCUCCACCCCACGCCUCGUGCUCGCUGCCUGCGCCUGCCUCCACCGCGCCGGCCUGCCCCCGCCGGGGCCCCGAGCGCUUCCGGCGCUGCUCCGCUCCGCUGCUCGCUGCGAGGGUGCUGGUGUGUACGUCGGUGGCGCGCACGCGCUGGCGGUCAGGGCUGGGUCACUGGACGAUGGGUUCGUCGGAACCGCGCUGGUCGGGGCGUAUGCAGCGUGCGGAUGCGUGGGGCACGCGCGGAAAGUGUUUGAUGGAAUGGCCGUGCGGGACGUCGUCUCCUGGGGCGUCAUGCUUGAUAGUUAUUGUCAGACUCGGAACUACAAAGAAGCUUUGCUUCUAUUUGCUAAGAUGAAGAAUUCUGGAGUUCUUCCAGACCAAUUGAUCCUUGCUACUGUUCUAUCAGCUUGUGGGCAUAUAAGGCAUUUGAGAAGUGGGAGAGCCAUCCACUCAUACAUGUUGGUGUCAGACAUUCUUAUCAGUGCUCACCUCAGUAGUGCUCUCAUAAAUUUGUAUGCUACUUGUGCGAACAUGGAGAUGGCAGAAAAGCUAUAUAAUGGGAUGCCAAGGAAGGACUUGGUAUCAUCAACUGCCAUGGUUUUUGGGUACGCCAGGACCAGAAAAGUUGAGAUUGCUCGCUCUAUAUUUGAUGGAAUGCCAGAGAAGGAUGUGGUAUCUUGGAGUGCUAUGAUAUCAGGAUAUGCUGAUAGUAACCAACCUAAUGAAGCAUUGAGUCUGUUCAAUGAUAUGCAAGAGUGUGGUAUCAGGCCUGAUGAAGUUACCAUGUUAAGUGUCAUAUCUGCAUGUGCUAGUUUAGGUUCCCUUGAUAAAGCCAAAUGGAUCCAUGCCUUCAUUAAGAAUAAUGGGUUGAAUAAGAUAUUGAACAUUUACAAUGCUCUUAUUGAUAUGUUCGCCAAAUGUGGGGGUAUUAACCUUGCAUUUAAUAUCUUCAAUGAAAUGCCUCAGAAGAAUGUCAUCACCUGGACAAGUAUGAUUACUGCUUUUGCUAUGCAUGGCGAUGGAAAAUCUGCCUUAUGUCUGUUUGAGCAGAUGAAAAAUGAAGGCGUUGAACCCAAUGAAGUGACAUUUCUUAAUUUACUUUAUGCUUGCUGUCAUGGUGGCCUAGUUCAUGAAGGCCGUUCAUUGUUUAGCUCUAUGGUUCAACAAUACGGGAUUGAACCCAAGCAUGAGCACUAUGGUUGUAUGGUGGAUCUUCUAGGAAGGGCUAAACUUAUGCAAGAAGCAGUUAAUCUCAUAGAGUCAAUGCACUUAGAGCCCAAUGUGCCUAUCUGGGGAUCUCUUUUAGCAGCAUGCUGGAUGCAUGGUGAUCUCAAGCUUGGUGCAUUUGCUGCCAAGAAAAUUUUGCAGUUGGAUCCUAAUCAUGAUGGAGCAUCAGUGCUUUUAUCGAAGAUAUACAUGAAAUCCGAUAACUUGAACGAUGCUCAGGAGGUGAGGGAAGUAAUGAAACUCCACAGGGUCUCAAAAGAAACAGGCUUGAGUUGGAUGGAGUUGAAUGAGCCUUUUCAUGAGUUUGCAGCUGGAGGUGAAAAAUAUUCAGAAUGUGACAAGAUCUUUCUUCAAAAAGUUGUGAAUUAA